AUGUUGACGCGACUCUUCAGCGAGCCCAGCCUGAUCCCAGAAGUUCAGAAAUUCUCCAGCUGGGCAGACGACUGCGACGACGACGACGACGAAGACGACGAGGCCAGCGAUAAAGAUGAGCGGAAGGGCAAGAGCUGCCCCCUCCAGGACGAGCAGACCGACGGGGAGGCCAAAGACGACCAUGACUUAGGGGGCGAGGAGGAGGAGGAAGAGGAAGAGGAAGAAGGGGUCGAGGAGGCGGAGGGGGAUCGCCCUAAGAAACGGGGCCCCAAAAAGAGGAAGAUGACCAAGGCCCGGCUGGAGCGCUCCAAGUUGAGGCGCCAAAAGGCCAACGCCCGCGAGAGGAACCGCAUGCAUGACCUGAACGCCGCCUUGGACAACCUCCGGAAGGUGGUGCCUUGUUACUCUAAGACUCAGAAGCUGUCUAAGAUCGAGACGCUGAGGCUGGCCAAGAACUACAUCUGGGCCCUGUCGGAGAUCUUGCGCUCGGGCAAGAGGCCGGACUUGGUGUCCUACGUGCAGACUUUGUGCAAAGGCUUGUCGCAGCCCACCACCAACUUGGUGGCGGGCUGCCUGCAGCUCAACUCGAGGAAUUUCCUGACCGAGCAAGGCCAGGAGGCCGGCAGGUACCACGGGCCCAACUCCACCUUUGCCAUGCACCCUUACACGUACCAGUGCUCGCGGCUCUCCGGCGCGCAGUGCGCUUCCAGCACCAUGGCUAGCUCCCACGCCCUGCGGACGCACGCCUACUGCGCCACCUACGAGUCGCUCUACGGGAACGCGUCGCCAGACUACAAUAGCUCGGAAUACGAUGGGCCCAUGAGCCCUCCUUUGUGCGUGAACGGGAAUUUCUCCCUCAAGCAAGACUCUUCCCCAGACCACGAGAAAAACUACCACUAUUCUAUGCACUACUCCGCCCUCCCGAGUUCUCGCCCGUCCGGCCACAAUUUGGUGUUCGGGUCUUCUGGGAUGCGCAGCGGCGUCCACUCGGAGAACGUUUUGCCUUAUGAGAUGCACCUCCACCACGACAGAGGUCCCAUGUACGAGGAGCUCAAUGCUUUUUUCCAUAAUUAA
This is a messenger RNA of Zootoca vivipara (common lizard), 1074 nucleotides long. It is a transcript of the gene NEUROD2, whose product is annotated as neuronal differentiation 2. Gene Ontology annotation, cellular component: nucleus. NCBI's taxonomy places the organism in Eukaryota, Metazoa, Chordata, Lepidosauria, Squamata, Lacertidae. Gene Ontology annotation, biological process: sensory organ development; nervous system development; axon development. The record is from RefSeq and is a predicted model, not a curated record. Gene Ontology annotation, molecular function: protein dimerization activity; E-box binding; DNA-binding transcription factor activity, RNA polymerase II-specific.